UUAAAUCAGUUAUCAACAUUAAUAAAACAAAUAGUUAAUACUUUGAAACCUACUACAGCUCCUCCCAGCACUACACCGACCAGUGCUUCUACUAUUUCAACGACUACUACAACAACUACCGCUAAAGCAUCAUCCUCCACUUAUUCUACAUCAACAACUGCUUCUACCAUGUCUUCUUUUGGUUCUCACCCACCAACAAAUUCUUCUGCCCCAACAACUGCUUCUUCCAUGUCUUCUUUUGGUUCUCACCCACCAACAAAUGCUUCUGCCCCAACAACUGCUUCUUCCAUUUCUUCUUUUGGUUCUCACCCACCAACAAAUGCUUCUGCCCCAACAAUUGCUUCUUCCAUGUCUUCUUUUGGUUCUCACCCACCAACAAAUGCUUCUGCCCCAACAACUGCUUCUUCCAUGUCUUCUUUUGAUUCUCAGCCACCAACAAAUGCUUCUGCCCCAACAAUUAAUACUGGGACUAAAAUACCUCUUUCAGAAAGCACUACAACAGACCAAUCAAAAAGUACCACAACACCCCAAACAAUGACUUUUUCCACUGUGGUACCAAGUAGCAAUCCAGUUUCCACAAGUAACAAAACAAACUUACCUGAAAGCACCACCACUAUAGUUGGAACACUUCCUAUAUCACUCAGUGCUGGAACUGUGUCUACACGUAAUCACCAAACUGGUUACGUUGCUAACAAUGAGACAUUUUCCCCCUCAGUUGGGCCUUCUAGUGCUGGGACAAAUACCCAAUCAGUAUCAGCCAAUUCAUCUACAACAUAUGGAACAAGUAAACCAGAUAUUUCACAUGGAGUAACAUCUCUUGCUUCCAGGACCACCAGUUUUGUUGCAACAUCCCCAAGCAACGCAACAGCAUUUUCCAAUACUGUGCCAAAUAACUCCUCAGUGUCUACUACAACAUCUACUUCCUCUGUUGGAGUUACCAGCCAGUUGCCAUAUACCUCUACAGCUUUUCCAAAUACUGCACCAAACAGACAAUCAACAUUUGCUGAUAACUCGACUUCAGUUUCCUCUUCUGGUGUCAGCAGUAUAAGAUCAACCACAACUUCCAGCGUCGGUACCAGCAUUGACAACUCAACAAUCACAAGAGCGUUUACAGGGACAAACAUACAAUCCUCGACCAUCCUUACUAUGACACCAUCAUAUAGUUCUGGUAUCAGUAGUCAGCAGUCAUCUACCAACACAUCAGUCGUAAGUCCAUCAUCUACUUCCAGUGUUGGAAACAGCAGUCCCAAUUCAACAAGUGCACCAUUGUUUCCAAAUACUGGACCAAACAACCAAUCUACAAUUGUCUCUACCACAACAUCUUCCAUUGUCAGUAUAAGUAGUAAACCGCCAUUGACCAACACUACCAACUUUCUCAGUACCAGAACAAUAAUCCCAUCAACAAAUUCAAGUAGCCUAUUGUUAAGUACUAUAAUUGGCUUCAGUAGUCAUCCGCCACUGGCCAACUCCACAGGUUUUCCAAGUACUGGCUCAAGUAUUCAACCAAUGACUACCUAUAAAGUAACUUUAUCUUCUAGUAUUAUUGGUACCAGUCAGCCAUCAUUAACCAGCAUGUCAACUAUUCAGAAUACUACACGAUCCACAACACCAACUUCCACUGUUAUCAGUUCUCAACAGUCAACAACCAACACCGUCCAGACACCAUACCCAGUUUCAACAUCUUCCAGCAGUCGGCAACCUCCAGUAACCACAGGAGCUUCUACCAAUGUUGGAACUAAUGGACAAUCAUCUUCCAAUACCUCAACAUUACCUUCAACUACUAGUAUCAGAAGUCAAGUGCCAUCGACCACCAUUGCGUCGUCUUCUAAUUCUGGAAUAAAUAACCAAACGACAUCCACCGCUGUCCCAUCAAGCUCUUCAACUACUGGUCGGCAACAAACAACCACUACAUUGGGUCCUUCAAGUACCAUAACCACUAGCCAAAAAACAACUAGUAGUACAUAUAGUACACAGCCUAAUAACCCAGCACCAUCUUCAAGUACACAGACCAUUACGCCAACAACAACAUCGACAAGCACAUCUUCCACCAGUCAGACAUCAUCUGCCAAUAACUCCAACAGUAGCACGUCCUUCAGUACUGGAGCACAGUCAGCAACGACAAAAGUAACAAAAUUCACCACGUCUUCCUCAACCACUGUCCACCCAAGCUGGUUUAUAAUGGUCCUGUGUCUGGUCCUUGGACUUCAUGGUUUGGAACGACUUAAAGAAAAUAUGACCCUCUUAUAACCUAUGACUCCCAAUGUGACGGAGGACAUCAUCUGGACGAACUUGCACUCAGCUUCACUCACUGGAUCAAUCAUCAGAGCAUAGAUUGAUUGUCUUAUCCUGACUACAAUGUGACAUCUAGAAUCUGAUUGGUUGAUUUAAAAAAAAAGCUCACACCAAUAAUUUCUUAAAGGGAUUGUCCUAGAUAAACAAAAAAAAAUGUCUGCCUUCCUAGAACGACAGCACCUGUCCAAAGGUUGCAUGUGAUAUUGUAGUUCAGACCCAUAUACUUCAAUGGAGUUUAGCUGCAAUUCCAAACACAAUCCAUGGACAAGUGUGGCGCUGUUUAAAAAAAUUAAAAGUAGUCACACUUUCCUAAUACUGAGUAAAUUCUCUAAAUCCCAGUUCUCUAACCCAGUCCUCAAGGCCCAUCAUCAGUCCGGGAUUUGAAAUGUUUCCCUGUUCUAUUCCAAAGAAGUAACUGGGGGAAAAAACAGAUCGUUGAUGGGCCUCGAGGACUGGGUCGAGGACCACUGGUCUAUAGAAUAUGGAUCAUGACAUAGUUGAGGUUACUUUCAACUGAAGGGUGAUAGUUCCUUUUCUACAAAAAAAAAAAUUGUCAUUGGAACUAUUUGUACAUCAAAAUGCACUUAGAAGAAAAUAUAUGAACCUGAAAUUAUACGGCAGAUUUAAAGGAA
This is a messenger RNA of Hyla sarda, 2924 nucleotides long. RefSeq names its product mucin-2-like. The coding region runs from base 169 to 2247 and encodes 692 amino acids. The record is from RefSeq and is a predicted model, not a curated record. NCBI's taxonomy places the organism in Eukaryota, Metazoa, Chordata, Amphibia, Anura, Hylidae. The transcript has 3 exons.